AUGUUGAAUAUAUGGACACAAAUACAUACAAAUGCACAGAUUACUCUUGAUUUUGUAUCGGACUGGGCAAAGAACCAUAAAUUAGAGUUCAACGCCAUCAAGUCAAAAGUAAUGGUCUUGGAGAGGAGAGAGAACCACGUUCGUAAUAAUAACCUCACCCUUAAUGGAAUUCCUCUUUGCUAUGUGAAGGAAUUAAAAUAUCUUGGAAUUGUCCUUGAUAGUAAAUUCUCUUGGAAGCAACAUAUUUUACAUCUUUCAAAUAAAUGUGAAAAAAUUCUGUUUGGUCUUAGUAGAGUUGCCAGAAAUAGUUUUGGUCUCAAAUCUAAUGUCUCAUCCCUCAUCUACAAACAGGGUAUUGUACCAUUUAUUUGUUACGGUUCUCGAAUCUGGAGUACUGCUCUAAAGAAAAAAAUAAAUUGUCGGCUCUUGAGGAAAAUUCAAAGGAGAAUACUGCUACGAGUUAUUUCUGGGUAUCGAACGAUAUCUUAUGAAGCUGUAUUUUCUAUCUCCGGCUUUCCACCUAUUGACAUCUUUAUAAACCAUAGUAAUGAAUUCAAGGACGCAACGAAGAACCUGGCCCAUAAGAGUCUAGAUGAUUUCCUUCAAAUUUCUGAACUUCCCCAUCCUGCUGAAAGAUUUCCUCUUAAUGUAAUUAGUUAUCAUAAUAAUAUUGAAGACAACUUUCCCGUUGUCUGUUUUACAGAUGGUAGUAAAAUUAACAAUAAGGUUGGGCUUGCAUUUGUUGUUUUCCAAGAUUACAUAGAAAUUGAAACUCAUCAAUUCAGAAUAAGAGAUGAAUGCAGUGUUUUUCAGGCUGAAUUGCUUUGCAUAGCCCAAGCAGUUUCUUGUAUUUGUGACAAUGAAAACCUUUCAUCAAAGUUCUUAAUUUGCAGCGACUCCCUUUCAUCUUUACAUCCUUAA
Molecule: messenger RNA, 921 nt
Organism: Argiope bruennichi
Lineage: Eukaryota; Metazoa; Arthropoda; Arachnida; Araneae; Araneidae
Exons: 1
Coding region: 1-921 (306 amino acids)
Molecular function (GO): nucleic acid binding
Source: RefSeq, a predicted model, not a curated record